UUAGAAUUUAUCCUGUUCUAGGAUAUCUGCGUGCUAUGUUGGGUAAUCGGGGAGGUUCGGUUGGUUCAUCGAGUAGGAUGCAGCUCCCGUCUGAUGAUAUAGACUAUUGUGCUGACGAGAGCGCGGACAUCCCGGAUCGAGAGAUUGAAGUUUGGCAGGGUGAUCACGGUAGUUACGAUGGUGGUAGUGGUUUUGGAGUUCACAGUGAAGGGCUCAUUCCAGAGGCGGUGCCAGUAAUGUCGUUCCUCUUUAACGAUAAUCCCGAGUCAUUCUUCAAGGACACGCGGCAACUACACGUCCUUCGGAAGUCCUACAGUAUUCCGAAUCAUGUCGCUCUUCAUGCUCCGGGUAGGCAAAUGCGAGCAAAUUUCUAUGCUCCAGGAUGGGUGUGUUUGUAUCAAGCACCGUUCGAACAGGGAAUGCGGCUUCCUCUACCCCGCUUGGUUAUUGAUUUUUGCCAUUAUCAUUGCCUUUCGCCCGGGCAACUUACGCCAAACUCUUGGCGGUUGUUAUUGAGUUUACAGGUAUUCAGUGAAUUACAUGGUUUCGACAUCUCCAUCGCCGAUGUAAAGAGCACUUAUAAUCUUCUGAAAGUUCCAAAGGACAAAGGUCGUUACAAGUUAUGUAGGAAUAAAGGUUGUGAGCCUUUGAUUACGGACAUGGAUGAUGGUGAAAGGGCUUGGAAGAGUAAAUAUUUUUUCGUUGAAUACGGUGCUUUGUGUAUUCCGGAAGGGAAGAGAGUCCCUUCUGUUUGGUCUAAUCCUAGUGAGUGUUAGAAUUGGUGGAGUCUUUUAUGCUUCUCAUCCUCCUCUUUAUGCUAUUCUUUCUAACACUUUGAUUAUCUUUGUGUGCAGGUUGUUUGAAAACUAUCCCUGUAGUGUUGGAUUUGGUUGAACGGAACAACCGGUUUCUUCAAUACCCUGCUCCGUAUCGGAGUUGGAGGGUUAUUCUUCACGAUUUGAACAUUAAGCAGUCGUCGAUUUGGGCUCAAGUCCCUGCUCCUCCGGAAGGUACAUUCAUCCCUAAAACUCUUGCUGAAACUAGUGUCGUGGUAGGUCUCCGCUCUUUGGAAAUUUUGCGGGUGAAACAGGCUUAUAAAAAUUUGGCUGAACUGACCCCGGAGCAACGAGUAUAUGCAGACGAUUGGAUGGCUGAAUUGAAGUUUCACUAUAAUCCGAAUGAGGUCGACACUGACGCCUUCGUGGCGAGACAACUGAAGAGGAAGAAGAAGAAGCAGGCAUCAAGCUCGAGUGUGCCAACAGAGCUGCCUAUUGCGACUGAUGCACCGCGAUCUGACGUCCUUUCCGGUCGCUCCUCGCGGAAACGGAUUCCCACACCUGAUGAUGGUUGCUUAUCCGAUGGUUCUGUUCACGUAGUUCUACCUGCUGGUGCUUCGGUUCAUACCGAGUACAACGCGCUGUCAGGUCAGCUCGAAAAGCUCUUACUUGAAGAGGAUCGAGCUGUUUUGAACAACUAUGGGGAGGAUGAAGCCUAUGACGUGUUCGCCUCUUCGGCCUUCGCGCACUAUCAGCAUGCUAUCUUUGUGAAGCAGGCUAGGCUUGAGUACAAACGGCAACUACAGGAUGUUCGUGCUGCUAAGGCUAGGAUAGAGAACGAGCUUGUGGAAGCUCAGAAGUUGGUCAAGCAAGGCCAGGCGGACCUGGAGUCCUUGGAAGCGUCUCUUCAGGCUCAAUUGGCUUUGAAAGAUGAGGAAAUCAGUCGUCUGAAGGCUGAACUGGCGGAAAUGGAGGAAAAUCGGGAGCUAGAGCUUACCGAUGCUUGCCAUGAGGCUGUACUCAAGUCCCGGGCUGAUAUGAGUCAGCAGGUCUUGGACGGGUCUUACAAGACUUGGGACAACGCUGAGAACAUUCGACAGUGGAAGGCGUAUCAGGACAAGCUCUCCGGGGUGGCCACUCCAGACGACGUUGAUGGCGACGCAUGAUAUUGUCAUUUCCUUAACUUUGCUUUGGUUGGGCGUAUGUGCCCCUAAUAUCUUAUGUGUAAUUUAAGUAUUCGUGCCUUUAGACUUUGUUAAUUUUGCAUAGGGUGUAUGCAUCCUUGGAUUCUUAUUAGUUUAAAUCUAUGCCAUUGGGCUGGACUUAAACUUUUUAUUGUAAUCACGAGAAUGAUUUUUCCGGAGUGUCCGGAUCGCCGGGGGGUUUGCCCCUUGGAUCGGCUAUAUAUGACUGUUUUAUA
Molecule: messenger RNA, 2196 nt
Organism: Salvia miltiorrhiza (redroot sage)
Lineage: Eukaryota; Viridiplantae; Streptophyta; Magnoliopsida; Lamiales; Lamiaceae
Exons: 2
Coding region: 1148-1942 (264 amino acids)
Source: RefSeq, a predicted model, not a curated record